CUCGAAUCGUUACAUCGACAGUGGAUGAAUUCUCCAUUCCACUCUCGAUCGAGCAUUUGAAUUCAUUCAUCAAUUCAUCCAUCCAUCCAUCUUUCAUGUAAUGGAGCAAUUCAGGAAGAUGGGAGAGGGACUAGGGAGCUUGAAAGCCCUAAUGGUAUUCCGAGACAACAUCGAGAUCAACCCGAGGCAAUGCGGGUUGUUGUUCGACAUCUGCAAUUCGGCUUACGAGACCAUCGCAGAGGAAUUGACGCAGAGCCUGAAAUACGAGGAGCGCCAUGUGAAAUGGAAGGUCAUGGAACAGCCAUUUCGAGAGAUUUGCAGGAUCCUGAAAGAAGUCGAAGGUUACAUCCGGCUCUGCCUCGAGGCCAAAUCCGACGAAGGAUUGAUGUUGUGGAGCAAAGCUCUGCAUCUCCACCACAACAGAGACUGCGUCGAGUUCCACAUCCACAACUUGAUCUCCGCAAUGCCGGCGGCCAUCGAGGCAAUCGAGAUCGCCGGCGAAUUCGCCGGCUCCGAUCAGGAAGACACCCACCGGAAAAGAAAGCUGGUCACCAGCAAGUACCAAAAGGAAUGGACCGACCCGAAGAUUUUCCAGCUCAAGUUCGCGAAACAGUACCUGGUUUCCAACGAUCUAACCAGCAAGCUCGAAUCCGCGUGGAAUGAGGAUCGGUGGAUUCUGCUGAACAAGCUGAAGGGGAAGAAUUCGAGUUCCUGGUCGACGAAGCAGGAUCGGCAGCUGGCCGAUCUGAUCGCGAAGAGACUGGAAGGGAACUGGAAGCUCUUCCCGAGCUCGAUUCUGGUCGGCUCGAGGGAUUACCAGGUGAAGCGGAGGCUCGGUGGAGGAAGCCAGUUCAAGGAAAUUCAAUGGCUUGGCGGUGAAAGCUUUGCAGUCAGGCAUUUCUUCAUCGACAAUGUCGACCCUCUGGUUCCCGAAAUUUCUCGACUUUCGUCGCUCUCCCAUCCCAAUAUUCUGCAAUUGCUUUGUGGGUUCGCCGACGCGGACAAGAAAGAGUGUUUCUUGGUGACCGAACUGAUGAGCUGCAGAGACAUUGGGAGCUACAUCAAGGAAAUUUGUGGGUCGAGGAACAAAAGACUGCCCUUUUCGCUCCCCGUCGCCAUCGAUGUAAUGCUGCAGAUUGCUCGAGGGAUGGAGUAUCUCCACUCCGAGAGAAUUCACCAUGGCAAUUUGGAACCUUCGAACAUUCUCGUCAAGCCAAGAACUUCAUCCCCAGCAGCAGGGGAAGGGUACCUUCUCGUCAAAUUGACAGGAUUCGGGCUUUCAUCUGUCAGGAACAACACGAGAAAGAAAUCGUCAUCGUCGCCGAAAUCCGAUACCUUGUCGCCAUUUAUAUGGUCGGCGCCAGAGGUUUUGGACGAGCAAGAGCAAAAUGAUCAGAAGCAAGAACAACAGGUCAGCUUGACAAUAUCAAGAGAGAAAGCAGACGUCUACAGCUUCGCCAUGGUCUGCUUCGAGAUCCUGACAGGAAAAGUACCAUUCGAAGACAGCCAUCUCCAAGGCGAAAGGAUGAGCCGCAACAUUCGAGCAGGGGAGCGGCCAUUGUUCCCAUCUCAAACCCCCAAAUUCGUCGCUAAUUUCACCAAGCGGUGCUGGCACCACGACCCGAAUUGCAGGCCCGAUUUCUCGUCCAUCUGCAGAAUCCUUCGCUACACCAAGAAGUUCCUCCUCCUGACGAACACAACAAUCAACAACAACCCGCAGCAACAACUAGACGCCGCGGCGCUUUCUACGCCGAUUCUCGAUUACGUGGAGACCGAUUCGAAGCUUGCGCGGAGGUUUCAGAGCAAUGUGGACGCUUUGGUGCCUGUAUCAGAGGUUCCAUUUCAGAUGUUUGCUUACAAAGUCGCGGAGAUGGAGAAGACGAGGCCUUCCAAGCUCAAGGAGACGACUUCUGAAUCAUCGGGGAGCGACAGGGCAUCCAUGAGUGGAGAUGAAGCCACCUUUGUCGAAGUCGAAUCGUUUCCUUCGCCGAUACCCAGUCCUGACAGGAAUAAUAGCAGUAGUUGUAGCAGUAGCCGUAGGAUCCUGUCUUCGUCCCCUGAAGCAGCAGGUUAUAAGAGAUCCCCUGUUUCAUCCAAGAGAGCAUCUUCCGAUCCGUGGAAGACAUCGCCUAAACACACAGGGACACCAAAGGGGAGAGGUGUAAGGCCGCCACCUCUAGGACACAGUGGGAGCGGAAGGAAUUUGAGAAUGAAUUCGGAAAGCCAGCUGUUGAACAUGAUGAGUCCGAGGGUUACAAGGAAAACGACUACUGGGCAUGCCUCAGAUUCUGAACUUACAUAAAAAAAUUUCGAUUCGUCUACAUCGCAUUUUGACCAAUAUACAUUCCUGCAUCUACAUGCUUGCAAGUGUACAUUGCCCUUUCUUGCUCUCCUUUACAACCAUGCAAGGUAAAAAAGGCAUUUGUAUUUUUACCUUGGGAAUUUGUUCAAAAUGGAUCAUCUUUCGUGUUCUUAGACAUCUCUACAAAAGACAAAUCUUUAUUACUAUCAAGUCUUUUGUGAUGCGUUGGACGACUACUGAUUCAGAGGCUCAAAAAUGAUAAUCGUCAUAGUAACUAGUGAAAAUCUGACAAAACAUAAUCAC
Molecule: messenger RNA, 2605 nt
Organism: Linum tenue
Lineage: Eukaryota; Viridiplantae; Streptophyta; Magnoliopsida; Malpighiales; Linaceae
Source: the annotation of a GenBank genome assembly